This is a messenger RNA of Lotus japonicus, 282 nucleotides long. RefSeq names its product mini zinc finger protein 3-like. The transcript has a single exon. Gene Ontology annotation, molecular function: transcription cis-regulatory region binding; DNA-binding transcription factor activity. The coding region runs from base 1 to 282 and encodes 93 amino acids. NCBI's taxonomy places the organism in Eukaryota, Viridiplantae, Streptophyta, Magnoliopsida, Fabales, Fabaceae. The record is from RefSeq and is a predicted model, not a curated record. Gene Ontology annotation, cellular component: nucleus. Gene Ontology annotation, biological process: regulation of DNA-templated transcription; regulation of developmental process.
AUGAGGAAGAAUAAGGUGGUUGGGACUAAACGGCAAGAACCCGUAACUGUGAGCAGGACAAUUGUUCAAUAUUUGGUGUGUCUGAAGAAUCAUGUUGUCGAUCAUGGACCACCUAUAUUUGAUGGAUGUCAAGAAUUUAUGGCUAGCGGAGAACAUGGAGCCGCUGCUCUGACAUGUGCAGGUUGUGGAUGCCAAAGGGGGUACCACAAGAAACUUGUACAUGUUGAAGUGAAUCUGGGUGACAGUGGUUGUUCUCAUGAGUCAUCAACAAGUGGACAUUGA